Messenger RNA from Trichomonas vaginalis G3, 1707 nucleotides. Its product is annotated as GTPase activation domain, GAP family. NCBI's taxonomy places the organism in Eukaryota, Parabasalia, Trichomonadida, Trichomonadidae. The record is from RefSeq and is a predicted model, not a curated record. The transcript has a single exon. Bases 1 to 1707 code for a protein of 568 amino acids.
AUGACAGUAGUCCGGAAAGACAUAGGAUUUACAAUUCCUCCUAUGAAAGGGGAGGAAACACCGUAUGUCAAGCCAACAUAUGAGCAAGUGAAUUUUCGCUUUAGAUUCCAGCGUCCACCGAGAAAAGUUCAAUUCUCACCAGAUAUUGAUGAAUACUGGAACCAGUUUAUAAAGGAUUCGCCGAAAUUAUCAUUUACAGACCUAUAUGAGCGCGUUAAAUCAUGCACAAAUCCAUCUUCAAUCAUGGCUGCAUUCUCGGAUUCAAACGUAUCAGACAAUCAACUCACAUCAGAUCUCAUGAGACUUAUCCAAUGCUACCCUGAUAUCCUACCACCUAACAAAUUAAAUGUUUCCUUAUCACCAAUCAAAUUGACAGCUGCUCAAUUCACAUUAGAGUUCCCUCCACGAAUUGCCAAUGUUUUUAACAGCAUAAUAUCGCUUACUCAAGUAAUUUUAGAUCGUUUGCCCACAUACGAGCAAAAGAUGGAAGUUAUUUCUAAAACUGCUUUAGGUCUUCUUCCAAAAACAUUCAAAGAGCAACUUAAAACAAGGCCAUUCCUCACAAUCUUGUGCAUUUUCCCAGUAAUCGAUGAAGCAGGAAAGAAGAAUUGGAUUAUCAUAAAGAGAGAUAGAACCGUCAACCUCGUUGAUAUGGAUACCAACAAAGUAGUCAAAACUUUCAGUCUUGAAGGCAUUAUUGAAGAUAUUAAUUUCAAAGAAAACACAAUUUCCUUCGAAGGGUUUGGAGUAUAUAAAUUUACGAACCAAAAUAGCAUUUGCAUCUGGAAAGAUGCACAAAAUGACAACUCUGACGUUUUAGUUACCCUUCUUAGCUGUAUUCCUGUAAUGAUGGAAUUUAAAGACAAAAUUCCUUCGAUUUUCUACGACCAGAUGAAGAAUUUGAUCUCGAACGAUGUUUAUGAUUUCGUUCGCGCCUUCGGUACCGUUGCAGUUUCAAAGCCAGGCAAAAAAGCUUUUAUUAAUUUAGUUCAAUACGUUUUGUAUUCAGGAACCGUCACAACUCUUGUUAGAUAUUUGUUCGGAACCCAAAUUAAGAACACAAUUGCCGAAAAUACCAUCUUUAGAGAAGCAUCCGCUUGUUCUGUACUUUUUUCAAUGAUUUCCGAUAACUACGGUUACGAUUUCAUUGACAAAACAGUCAACAAAGCUGCAAACUGCCAGUCAAAGAUCGAAACUGUCGAAAUUAUUACAAGAGAUUACGGAAAUCUUCCUCUACAAAUGAAGAACUUGAUUUCUGCAACGUUCAGAGCAACGAGACGUAAAUAUCCUGAUAGAUUAGUCCCAUUACUUGCGAUUUCUUCCAUGUUUAUGCUCAGAUUUAUCAGUCCUGUCAUGGCAAACAUGGGAAAGACAAAACUCGCAGGAGAUGCAAUGAAGGCAUUCGUUUUCUUCAACUCAAAGGACAAAAGUGAAGAAGAAUUUCCAAAAGAAAUCUUUACCAGAAUUGCAGAACAGUAUAUUUCGAAUCUGGGCUAUUCAGAUUCAACUUACCACUUCGCUGAAGCUAAUCUUGAGGAGAUUGUUGCCGAUUGCGCUACUUACAACAAAGAAAUUUGCGAUAAUUUAAAGAGAAAGCCAACAGAGCAUCCUCUUUACUGGUCAAUGCUCGAAUUGCUCGAAAACUGCUUUAUAGGUGAUGAAGAUUUAAUGACAGUCCUAUCACAAGGAUAUUUAAUUGAAAAUUAA